Messenger RNA from Xenopus tropicalis (tropical clawed frog), 1441 nucleotides. RefSeq lists its product as uncharacterized. NCBI's taxonomy places the organism in Eukaryota, Metazoa, Chordata, Amphibia, Anura, Pipidae. The record is from RefSeq and is a predicted model, not a curated record. Bases 117 to 1103 code for a protein of 328 amino acids. The transcript is spliced from 2 exons.
GGGGGAUUUGGGGUGAGUGCUUAUUUGUGCCCUGGGUACCCCUGGAACUAUAGCAGGGUGACACCCCAAUGUAUCUAUAGAUCUGUAAUGGGUGCAGAUUUGCCCAGUGUAAGCCAAUGAUCCAUCUUUGCUUGACUGACAACUGUUACAUAACAGAAAGAAUCCCCCCCCAGUGCCUGUGCAGGAAGCCCCCCUAUCUGUCUGGCACUUCCCUCUCCCACCCACUGGCAUCCCUAUUUAGCUCCACGGCCGGAUGGAAGCCUUUACAUGGAAUUGGAUGUCAUCAGAGCAGCCUGAGUGUGGGAGGGGGCUGGGGUAUAAAGCAGGGAGCCGGCAACAGGAAUCACAAGCAAAGAGCUCCAGGCAGAGAGACAGAGAAGGGUCCUACGGUGACAGAGAAGGGUCCUACAGCCACAGAGAAGGGUCCUACAGCCACAGAGAAGGGUCCUACAGCCGCAGAGAAGGGUCCUACGGUGACAGAGAAGGGUCCUACGGUGACAGAGAAGGGUCCUACAGCCACAGAGAAGGGUCCUACAGCCACAGAGAAGGGUCCUACAGCCACAGAGAAGGGUCCUACAGCCACAGGGAAGGGUCCUACAGCCACAGAGAAGGGUCCUACAGCCACAGAGAAGGGUCCUACAGCCACAGGGGAGAGGAGAAGAUCAUUGGAUUUAUCCUUUCUUGCUGCCCCUUAUCCUUCUGCCCAGCUGCCCAGCAUCUCCCCCACCCUGUGCCAGCUCUUCAGCACCCCCCGUCUCUGCUCCUCUUCCUCAUUCGCCAUGUCUGCCCCCCAGGCUGAAGACCACCUGUGCAGCUACGAGGAGGCCAUUCGCCAGAGCACCUACCUGGAGGGAGACUUCUCCCAACCUUCCUCCUCCAGGGGUCCCCUAAGGCGGCCCCGGCACAGCCGGCUCCUGACCCAGCCUCUGUCCUUCGAGGAGAUCCGAGAGGUGGAAGAGGAAGGGGUCUCCCCAAGUGAGGAGGAGAAGGCAAAGAAGUCCUUCCAGCGAUCCCUGGAAUCUCUCAGGAGAAACUCCUAUCACAUGUACCUGCGGAGGGAGAAGCUGGGGGGCGCCAGACACAGCCUGGACUCGGUGCUAUGACUGUAACAGGGGGGGUCUCUAACUGUGUCCCUAGGGCCACCCAUGAACUUUACUGGUGGGAUUACCUCCUGCGCUGGGUGUCCGCUCCUUGCUCUGGAAAGGGGGCCUCAAGAAAUUCAAGGGCUGCCCACUAACGGGUCAUUCGGAGCCAAUAAAUGUGCCGCACACAAUGCCAUGUCUUUUUAUACGGUGAUCUAUGCACUAUGUGUGAAUGCUGCUGUGGGGGGGUGUAUAUACUCGCUACUGAUGUAGGAUACGCUGGGCUGUGCUGGGACACGCUUGCUAUCUGGAUUGCUCAGUAUUUAUCGGCAAAUAAACAGAUUUAUUCUAACUUUUUA